UCGAGAUGACGAAAACCCUAGCGGCGUGUGUGAAGUAUUUCGUAAUCCCAUCGCUUUUCAGAUCUGUGUUUCAGCUCGUACAAAAACUCGCGUUGUGAAUCAAUCCUCUUCAGUUGAAACCGGGGUAUUUGAAACUCUGUAUCAAAUGGAGGUUCUUUUUGAUUCUGAAGAUCUCUAUCAGGUCAAAAAAAGAAAAAAAUAUCUCUAUCAGGUCGAGGAUAAGGUGCAUGAGCCACGUGAUCUACCAGUAACUUUACAAUUUCAAUGGUUUCAAACGGAGCUUCAUUUUGAUUUUGAUGCUCUCAAUCAGGACAAGGAUAAGAUCAUUGGUCAUAUAAGGCAUGAGCUACUUGAUGCAUCAGAAUUUGUAGAAACUCGUGUGUGCCGUAUUUCAAAGUUUGCUGAUGAAGACAAUGCAUGGAUGGUACGUGACAUAUUAUUGACAGUGCUUGGUCACUUUGGACCAUACUUGCCAUUUCCCUUUCAAGUGGAAGCAGAUUCUUCAUGGUAUCUUCCCUUCUUAACGGAAGGUGCUCUUUUCAGACCAUCCAGAGAAAAACUCUAUGAAUCCUGUACUCUUUACGAUGACGGACACGUCUUUUUCCCAUCUAUAUCCUAUAAAAGUAUCUUAAGGGAUAUAAUUGGAUCUGUUUGGAUUUUGAGUGAUACACAAUUGCGUUGUCGCUUAUCUCUGGAGAAUAUUUACAUAGUGGAGUAUGAUGGCACUUGCAUGCAGGAUCGUGCUACUUUUGCCAAGUUUUUGAGAUUUGACCUACGAGAGCGUCUAAUUGAUGACAAAGUUGAAGUGCGUGAAGAAUUGAAGAAACUUUUUGAGGAGAUCAAUAGCAAAUGCAAUGUUGAUGGUGGUUCAAAAUUUGAGUUUGACCUUUUUUUGAAGAAUUUCACUUUGGAGCAUAUUACUAAACCAAGCAGCUUUGAUGAUACAAAAGGGGUGUCGGAUACCAGUAUGAAGAAAUGUAUUGAGACCAUUAGGGACUUGUACUUCAAUUUUGAACGUUUGAAACAACAAUUGGAGAAUAUGGGGGUCAAACCCAAACUUCAAGACGCUGAGCAAGUCGUGGAUUACAUCCAUUACAUAUUCCCGUACCUCAUUGGUGCAUUAGCUGAACGAGCAUUUGCAAUGAAGUGGGAUUUGAAUAUGUCUUUUGAUGAACCAAAUGCACCAGCGUAUUAUUUUUUCCCCCCUAAUCCAGUGGAAGUUGAGUAAGGACCAACAGCUUCUUGUACACUGUCCCAGAUUUUUAAUGUCAAAACAUUUAUCCUCUGUUUACUGCGGAGCAUUUUUGCCCGUUUUAUAUGCAUAUGAAUAUUGAGAGUGUAUGUUGUCUGUUGACUUUCUGUAUCUUGAGGUUGCUUAGUUGAUGAGCUGUUCACAUGCAGUUGCUAGUUA
Molecule: messenger RNA, 1411 nt
Organism: Tripterygium wilfordii
Lineage: Eukaryota; Viridiplantae; Streptophyta; Magnoliopsida; Celastrales; Celastraceae
Exons: 8
Coding region: 146-1228 (360 amino acids)
Source: RefSeq, a predicted model, not a curated record